AUGGUCACGUCCAACGCGACCUACUCAACCCGCAACCCCAUCACGUCAUAUAACCAGACCAUAACUCCCAUUGACACCGCAUGGCCUCCGACCAAGACCCAUCCCGGCCAGCCCAAAGACUGUGACAAAUGGUAUCUGGUUGCGCCAGGAGACACCUGCAGAUCAAUUUACCAGCGCCACGGCAACAGCAUUACCAUGGACGAGUUACUGGAAUGGAACCCUGACCUUAAAGCAGACUGCGACUACCCCAUCGCCGGCUACUGGGUGUGCGUGGGUAUCAAACGCCCCGCUCUAACCAUAAUCUAUCCCACCACCAACGACACAGUCCCCGAUCCCACUCCCUGGACGCCGCGUCCCACUCCAACGGAGACAUCCGUCUACCCACCCACCAAAACCCAGCCCGGUCUCGCCCCAAGCUGCUCUGCCUUUUACGAAGCUCAGCCUUCCGACACCUGCGACCAAAUCCUCGCCAGCAACCCCAUGCUGAAAUUCCCUCUCCUGUUGGAAUGGAACCCGGCCCUGAAAGCAGACUGCUCCGGUAUCCUACCAGGCUACUCCUACUGCAUCGCAGCCUACAACGACACCAACCGCCCCGCCCCGCCCACCGUCACUAAUCAGCCCUAUCCGCUAAAGCCAGGCACAGCCAAGAACUGCACGGCCUGGUACAAGAAGGAUGAUGGUGAUACGUGCGACUUGAUCGUGGAGAUGUUUGGCACGUUCGAUAAGGCACAGUUCGUGGCGUGGAAUCCUGAUAUCGGUGUUCAAUGCUAUGGUUUGGAGAACGGUUACUACUACUGCGUCGCCGACCCCAGCACUCCCAAGACCCGGACAAGGCCCGUAAUUACUGCCAUGACCUUCCCCACGGCCCGUCCGCGUCGUCAAUCGGGAGUUACUAAGGACUGUAAUAAAUGGUGGCUUGUGUCGAUUCACGACGACUGCUACGACAUCAUGCACUUCAACGGCAUCACCAUGGCAGAUCUGUAUACCUGGAAUCCGGCUCUCUCGGGGAAGAGAAACUGUCUUGAGGGAUUGGUUCCUGAUACGGAGGUUUGUGUGGGAGUGAUGUCGUCGUCGUCGUCUGCUACUACUACUCCUUCGAGUACUGUUCCCGAUGCUUCUUUUAGGACUGGGAUGGUUACAGUUGUGGGGGGAAGAAAUUAA
Molecule: messenger RNA, 1161 nt
Organism: Aspergillus vadensis CBS 113365
Lineage: Eukaryota; Fungi; Ascomycota; Eurotiomycetes; Eurotiales; Aspergillaceae
Product: LysM peptidoglycan-binding domain-containing protein
Exons: 5
Coding region: 1-1161 (386 amino acids)
Source: RefSeq, a predicted model, not a curated record